Messenger RNA from Tuber aestivum (summer truffle), 2649 nucleotides. NCBI's taxonomy places the organism in Eukaryota, Fungi, Ascomycota, Pezizomycetes, Pezizales, Tuberaceae. The record is from the annotation of a GenBank genome assembly.
ACACUGACCGUUUCUCUCUUGCUCCACCUUCAACGUCUGCCCUAGAAAGUCCGAAGAAAAAAAUUUUGCCCCGCGUCCCCUCCCUCUCCACCCCCAAACAGGUGUUCAUCAACUCUGUUCACUUACCCCCUUUCUUGCUUCAUAAAGAGCAUUUUUAUUCUCACGAACAACCGGAGUUUAAUAACAAAGCCAUCGUUGUUCAUGAAUCUUUCCCCCACAAAAAAUUCACCAUCGAUUCGUUCUCGGCUUAGACGGCCUUUGAAAAAGACCAGGCGGGCUUCUAACAUACGCUCCAUCACUUAAAAUCUAUCCUUUAGGAAACCUCAAAAUCAAGGAACAAAAUUUCCACUCGUUGCCGCUAAUAGAAGGAAAUCUCGACGACCUAGCCUAUCGGAUCUGGUCUAGUUCAUGCUGUUUUUUCUCGCCGCUCUUGCUUUAGAAUCAUCAACCAUCACGAAAACAUCGUCCAGAAAAUAAGCCCUGACAAACCGCAAUCAUGGCUGCCAUCAAUAUCCGUCGCGAUAUUACCGAUCCCUUCUACCGUUAUAAGAUGGAACGUCUUCAGUCCAAGAUUGAAGGGAAGGGUAAUGGUAUCAAGUCGGUCAUUGUCAACCUCAGCAGUGUCGCUCACUCCUUGAGUCGUGAUCCUGCAUGUAAGUUUUGCUAUCAGAUUCCCCCAAUACAUCGCUGCUCCCCCACCUGCGGAAAGGGAAGUUCGGCAGUUUACUAAUAGUAAAUGCGUAGAUGUUGUCAAGUUCUUCGGGUUCGAGCUCGGUGCUCAGGUCACUGCCAACCCUACUAAUGAUCGAUAUAUCAUCAAUGGCGCCCAUGACGCAGGCAAACUUCAGGAUUAUCUUGAUACCUUUAUCACUAAGUUUGUGCUCUGCGAGGAAUGCAAGAACCCUGAAACCGAUUUGAUUGUCCAGAAGGAUGGGACUAUUCUUCGCAAUUGCAAAGCCUGUGGUCAGCGCACCGAUGUUGAUGCUCGUCACAAACUUUCCUCUUUCAUCACCAAGAACCCACCAAAUAGGGAAAGUAAGGAAAAGAAGGCCAAAGGCUCUAAAAGGAACGGCAAGAAGAACGGUGAUGCCGAGAAUGGCAACUCCCCUAAGGACAGCGGCUCUGAGGAUAUGGGUGGAGAGGCCGAUGGCGGUUCGGAUGACGAGCUUACCCGCCGUAUUCAAGCCGAAGCCAAAGAGCUUCCUACAAAUGGUGAUAGCGUUGAGAUUAAGGAUGACGAUUGGGCGGUUGACAUGUCGGAGGAAGCUAUCAAGGCCCGUGCUCAAAACCUGCCCGACGAUUUGAAGCGUUCCUUGGCUAUCCGGGGUGAUGACGAGGAAGCCACUGGUGGCGACAAUCCCUUCGAUCAACUCGGAUCCUGGAUUGUGGCGCAAAAGGCCGAGAACAAUGGUGAAGUGGACGAUGUGGAAAUUUAUAAGAAGGCUCAAGCACUCGGCAUCGAGUUGAACCAUCGUACUCUCCAAGUUCUUGCUCAAACCCUCUUUGACGAGAAUAUCAUCAAGAAAAACCAGGUCAAGGUUCACGCUGGCCUUCUCAAAAAGGUUCGUGUUCCCAUACGCAUACACCGAAAUCACCCAGCUUACAGACUAUUUAGAUGAUCACUUCUGAACGCCAUGAAAAAGCAUUCUUAGGAGGAACAGAGCGCUUCGUGGGCAUUGACCACCCGCAACUCAUUUCGGCUAUCCCUACCAUUCUUAUGGCAUACUACGAAAACGAUCUUGCCUCAGAGGAUACUAUCACCAAAUGGGGUAGCAGGGCCAGCCAGAAGUACGUCGAUGUUCCGACAAGCAAGAAAGUCCGCAAGGCAGCAGCGCCAUUCCUCACUUGGCUUCAGGAGGCGGAUGAAGAUGGUAGCGACGAUGAUGAGGACGACGAUGAGUAGGGAUGCGGCUUACAAAUCGCACAAGCACUGACUAUGUUAGUACUUGGAGCCGAUGGCAAGCUUGCAUUUCAUGGUUGUUCCAACUUCAAUGCUAUUUUUCUGUUUGAAACGUCUUGACAAUUUCUAUUUCUCUCCUUCCUGUUUUCUUCCCUGUCAACGGCAUAUCAAUGCUGCGAGUGUUAUUUUAUGUGUUUUGAAAUUCAAUGUUAUGUAACGAAAGCAAAAUUGCAAAUGGUAAUGUCAAGCUCCAAUAUAGGUGUUAAACUGGUAUAGUUCUUGAACAUUCUUCAUCGGUGGUCACUCAUUGUAUCGCAUCGCAACGACACACCAAAGCAAUACCAAAAUGAGGGGAAGAAAAAGGUUGGCAUGAAUAAUUCAUGUCCACCGUGCCAACACCCUUGCGAUCCAACAUGAAAAUAUGUCUUCAAGUAGCUGAGAAUCUAGGCAAGCUGUAGCUGUAGCAUACUGUGGUAGUCCGUAUCAUACCAUAGCAAACACUACACUCGAGAACCGGGAAAAACUUACCGUGAGCCCAGAGGCAAACCGAAAGUGACGGCUGCCCCCACACAACACUAUUAGACAUUCGAGGUUGUUGAAGUUGGCUCAAUCAAAUAAAGUGCCGUAAAGUUUAAAGAACCCUUAUAAAUCCGGGAUGACUUCUGCUCCUUGCUGAUUAGCUUUUGUAGCCCGGAGCCCAUUCUCUCUCUCUCUCUCCAUCUGGUGUUCCUCCGGCCCUUUUGUCCAAA